AUGAAGAUUUCCAAGCACAAGAAUGACGCCGGAGAAGAAGGCUUUAAGAUGACACCGGAUGAUCCAGAAGAUCUGUGGAUCGCUUACAAACUGAUUUCUCCGGGAGACACGGUUACUGCUUCAACUUUCAGGAAAGUGAAAAGAGAAUCGAGUGGAAGAAACUCUACUGCAGAGCGAGUUAAGCUCGAGUUAGGAAUCCAAGUCGAGGUGGUUCCUGAUAAUUACAUUGUCGGAUCUGUUCUUCGAAUAGGGGGAAAGAAUAUUACCGAAAAUGACCAUGUGAGUUUAGGAGCAUAUCAUACUUUGGAGAUUGAUUUCAAACGAGCUUUUGUGUUGACAAAGAAGGUUUGGGAUUCACUGGCCUUGGAGGAACUCGAACAAGCCUCCGAUCCUGGGGCUAGUGCUGAUCUAGCUGUGGUGUUGAUGCAAGAAGGACUAGCACAUAUUAUGAAAGUUGGUAAAAGCGUGACAAUAACUUGUGCAACAAUUGAGACUUCAAUUCCUCGCAAGCAUGGACCUUCGGUAAAGGGUUAUGAGUCGGCUUUGAGUACAUUUUUCGAGAGGGUCUUGCAGGCUUUCUUGCAGCACGUCGAUUUCAGCAUUGUUAAAUGUGCUGUGAUUGCUAGUCCAGGUUUCACCAGGGAUCAGUUUCAUAAACACUUGCUGUUGGAAGCAGAAAGAAAGCAGCUGAGACCAAUUAUUGAGAACAAAUCCCGGAUGAUCCUUGUGCAUUCUAGCUCGGGUUACAAGCAUAGUUUGAGUGAGGUUCUUGAUGAUAAGGAAAUUAUGAGCAAGAUAAAAGAUACUAGAGCAGCAAAAGAGGUCCGAGCGCUCCAAGAAUUCUUCAGUAUGAUGUCAAAUGAAGCAAACCGUGCGUGUUAUGGACCGAAGCAUGUCGAGGUUGCUCAUGAUAAAAACGCUGUGCAAACCUUACUGAUAACAGAUGAGCUCUAUAGGAAUGCUGAUGUAAAAGAGAGGCAAAAAUAUGUUGAUUUUGUGGAGUCAGUCAAGGAUUCGGGCGGCACUGUUCAUGUAUUUUCUUCCUUGCACGUUUCAGGAGAACAACUAGCGCAAAUUACAGGCAUCGCUGCAAUCCUUCGUUUCCCUCUACCCGAAUUGGAUGAUAUAGAGAUGUAA
Messenger RNA from Argentina anserina (silverweed cinquefoil), 1137 nucleotides. Its product is annotated as protein PELOTA 1-like. The coding region runs from base 1 to 1137 and encodes 378 amino acids. Lineage: Eukaryota; Viridiplantae; Streptophyta; Magnoliopsida; Rosales; Rosaceae. Gene Ontology annotation, biological process: nuclear-transcribed mRNA catabolic process, non-stop decay; nonfunctional rRNA decay; nuclear-transcribed mRNA catabolic process, no-go decay. The transcript has a single exon. Gene Ontology annotation, cellular component: cytoplasm. The record is from RefSeq and is a predicted model, not a curated record.